GCGUUGCGUCUGCUAUUGUUCUGCUCUUUUUUUAGGCGGCUUCGUCGCGUGAAGACUGUGAAAAGCGUGUGUUUUCUAUAUCGUGUUAAAUAUUGUGAAAACUAUAAAUCGAAAUGGCUGCUGAUCAGGCACAGUUCCAAAAUCUUCUAAAUUCCUUAUUGUCUAUGGACAAUGAAGUGCGCAAACAGGCUGAGGAAACGUACAACAAUCUGUCGCGGGAGUUGAAGGUAACACACCUGUUGGGCAACGUUCACAAUGGUCAACAAUCGGAGGAGGCACGCCAAAUGGCCGCCGUCUUGUUGCGUCGUCUAUUCACAUCCGAGUUUCUGGAGUUCUAUAAAGAGCUGCCAGUUGACUCGCAGAAUCAGUUGUUGCAACAGAUUUUGAUGGCCGUGCAACAGGAUGUGACACCGCAGUUGCGUCGAAAGAUUUGCGAAGUUAUUGCCGAAGUGGCACGCAAUCUAAUCGAUGAGGAUGGCAACAAUCAAUGGCCUGAUAUCUUGCAGUUUCUGUUCCAAUGCGCCAAUUCACCAACGCCACAACUGCAGGAAUCGGCACUGCGCAUCUUUACCAGUGUGCCAUCGAUAUUUGGUAACCAGGAGACCCAGUAUAUGGAUCUGAUCAAACAGAUGCUGGCCAAAAGCAUGGACAACAUGGGUGAUGCUGAUGUGCGUGUUCAGGCAGUUCGUGCCAUUGGUGCAUUCAUUUUGUUCCACGACAAGGAGAAGGAGGCUUCGGUAUAUAAGCACUUUGGGGAUUUGCUGCCGCGCAUGCUUGUCAUUACGGGUGAAACGAUCGAAGCCCAGGAUGAUCAAAGUUUGCUUAAAUUGCUCAUUGAAAUGACUGAGAAUUGUCCCAAGUUCUUGCGUCCCCAAUUGGAAUACAUUUUCGAGAUGUGCAUGAAGGUAUUCAGCUCGCAGGACUUUGAGGAUAGCUGGCGUCAUCUGGUGCUCGAGGUGAUGGUCUCAUUGUCCGAGAAUGCCGCCGCCAUGGUCCGCAAGCGUGCCGAUAAAUAUAUUGUCGCUUUGAUUCCACUCAUUUUGCAAAUGAUGACGGAUUUGGAUGAGGACGCUGACUGGGCAACGACCGAUACCAUCAAUGAAGAUGAUCACAGCGAUAAUAAUGUGAUUGCCGAAUCGUCGCUGGAUCGUUUGGCUUGUGGACUGGGUGGUAAAAUGGUUCUUCCGCAUGUCAUGUCAAGUUUGCCAGCAAUGCUUAACCAUACGGACUGGAAGCAUCGUUUUGCCGCUCUAAUGGCCAUCUCGGCCAUUGGCGAGGGUUGUCACAAGCAAAUGGAGGUCAUCCUCGAUCAGGUCAUGUCCGGUGUACUUAACUAUCUGCGUGAUCCCAAUCCACGUGUCCGCUAUGCCGCUUGCAAUGCGAUUGGACAAAUGUCCACGGACUUUGCGCCCAACUUUGAGAAGAAGUUCCACGAACAGGUGGUGCCCGGAUUGUUGCUACUGCUGGAAGAUGAGGCAAAUCCGCGUGUGCAGGCGCACGCUGGCGCUGCCUUGGUCAAUUUCAGUGAGGAUUGCCCCAAGAAUAUUUUGACACGUUAUCUGGACGCAAUCAUGGCCAAACUGGAAGCCAUACUCAACUCCAAGUUCAAGGAACUGGUCGAAAAGGGCAACAAACUGGUCCUGGAGCAGGUGGUCACCACGAUUGCCUCGGUGGCAGAUACAUGUGAGCAUGAGUUUGUUGCAUACUAUGAUCGUCUGAUGCCUUGCCUCAAAUUCAUCAUACAAAAUGCCAACUCGGAGGAUUUGCGCAUGUUGCGCGGCAAGACCAUUGAGUGUGUGAGCCUAAUUGGGCUGGCUGUGGGUCGGGAUAAGUUCAUUGGCGAUGCUGGCGAAGUAAUGGAUAUGCUGCUGAAGACCCACACCGAGGGUGAUCUGCCCGAUGAUGAUCCGCAGACAUCGUAUUUGAUUACGGCCUGGGCACGCAUGUGCAAGAUCUUGGGCAAGCAGUUUGAGCAGUAUUUGCCAUUGGUCAUGGGUCCAGUGAUGCGCACCGCUGCCAUGAAACCGGAGGUGGCACUGCUCGACAACGAAGAGGUCGAGGAUAUUGAGGGCGAUGUCGAAUGGUCGUUCAUUACGUUGGGCGAACAACAAAACUUUGCCAUACGCACCGCUGGCAUGGAGGACAAGGCAUCCGCUUGUGAAAUGCUCGUUUGCUAUGCCCGCGAACUGAAGGAUGGCUUUGCCGAAUACGCCGAGGAGGUGGUCCGUCUAAUGGUGCCACUGCUCAAGUUUUACUUCCAUGAUGGUGUCCGUUCAGCGGCUGCUGAAUCAUUGCCCUAUUUGCUGGACUGUGCCAAGAUUAAGGGCCCACAAUAUUUGGAGGGCAUGUGGCUCUACAUUUGUCCCGAACUGAUCAAGGUGAUCAGCACCGAACCUGAACCGGAUGUACAGUCCGAGCUGUUGAAUUCAUUGGCAAAAUGCAUUGAAACCUUAGGCGCCAAUUGCCUCAACGAGGCGGCCAUGAAGCAGGUCCUCGAAAUUGUCAACAAGUUUGUGUUGGAUCAUUUUGAGCGUGCCGAUAAGCGUUUAGCUGUCCGUGGCGAGGAGGAUUACGAUGAUGGCGUUGAGGAGGAGCUGGCCGAACAGGAUGACACCGAUAUCUAUAUACUAUCCAAGGUGGUGGACAUUAUUCACGCUCUAUUUCUUACCAACAAGGCUCUAUUUUUGCCAGCCUUUGAGCAGGUGGCACCACAUUUCGUCAAACUUUUGGAUCCCAAUCGUCCAUUUGCCGAUCGCCAGUGGGGACUUUGUGUAUUCGAUGAUCUAAUCGAAUUCUGUGGUCCCGCUAGUGCACCGUAUCAGCAAAUCUUUACACCGGCACUUUUGCAGUAUGUGGUCGAUAAGUCACCAGAUGUCCGUCAGGCAGCCACCUAUGGCUGUGGAGUUUUGGGUCAGUUUGGUGGGGAACAGUUUGCCCAUACAUGCGCUCAGUUCAUUCCGCUCCUGGUGCAAGUCAUCAACGAUCCAAAGGCACGCGAGGUGGAGAAUAUAAAUGCAACGGAAAAUGCAAUUUCAGCAUUUUCCAAGAUCCUUAAAUACAACAAGUCAGCAUUGACCAACGUGGAUGAGUUGAUUGCCGCUUGGUUCACGUGGCUACCCACAUCCGAGGAUCCCGAAGAAGCCAAUCACAUCUAUGGUUAUCUCUGCGAUCUGAUUGAGGGCAAUCAUCCAGUCAUUUUGGGCGCCAAUAAUUGUAAUCUGCCUCGCAUCGUAUCAAUUAUUGCGGACACCUUCUGUAACGAGGUGCUGGAAGCAAAGACACCAACUGGAACCCGCAUGCUAACUAUUGUCAAGCAGGUUGAAUCCAAUCCCGAUGUAAUGCAGGCAUGCGCCAGCUCAUUGAGCCCCGAACAGCAGCAGGCGCUGCAGGAAGCCUAUCGGGAAUUAGCCGCAUUGACGUCAACCUAAACUGGUGGCCCCAUUUUGUCGCCUACAUUAACUAGAGCAGCUCCAGCACACACACAUAUACACACCUCUCCUACCCCCAAGAACACCCGCAACAUAAAAGGAAAUUCUAGGAUUUAUAUUCCUACUUAAUUGUAACAAAACAAAAAAUGAUACAUUGAAGAGCUAAGCUGAAAACUAACAGAUAAGCAAAAUAAGCUUUUCUCUCGUUAUUGACACAUUUUAUAUGUGCAAAUUCGCAGAAGCGUUACUAAAAAUAUAUAGUAUACAUAAUUAUAUAUAUCAAAAUAUAUAUAUAUAUACAUAUAUAUACCAUACACUUAAUUAUAUACAUCAUCUAUGUAUAUAGAAGGAAAGUGUAUUUGCUAUUAGAGAGCAUUAUUUCUAUAUAUUUAUCUAUUGUGAUUUCAAUCGAAAAAACUCGUCUCCCGCUCCCGCAAGGGAAUGUCUUUGGAAGGAAACCCAAACAAAAAAAGUCUGCGUCUCGUUAGAACUUGACAUGUUGAAUUAAAAAACUGUACAUGGAAAUAACAAAUUCCAAUAGUUUAUCAAAAGUUUUUCAUAUGUUAUAUACAUACAUUUAUAUUUAUACAUAUAUAUAUGGCCAUCUCCUUUCGCCAGCCCAUCUCUCAAAAGGAUUUGAAUGUAGUCCGAAACGAAAGAAUUGUGUUAAAUAAACAUACAACAAAAAAAUGUGUAUUUUAAAUUAAUAAAAACGAAAAUUUUU
Molecule: messenger RNA, 4152 nt
Organism: Drosophila innubila
Lineage: Eukaryota; Metazoa; Arthropoda; Insecta; Diptera; Drosophilidae
Gene: Karybeta3
Product: importin-5
Exons: 5
Coding region: 114-3428 (1104 amino acids)
Biological process (GO): protein import into nucleus
Cellular component (GO): cytoplasm; nucleus
Molecular function (GO): nuclear import signal receptor activity
Source: RefSeq, a predicted model, not a curated record